Molecule: messenger RNA, 1084 nt
Organism: Chaetomium fimeti
Lineage: Eukaryota; Fungi; Ascomycota; Sordariomycetes; Sordariales; Chaetomiaceae
Exons: 3
Coding region: 95-817 (240 amino acids)
Source: RefSeq, a predicted model, not a curated record
GGGGUCGCUUAAAGCUGUAAUUUCACCUCGUGAUGGUUCUGUGAACUUCCCGUCGCCGCGUUCUUGUUUGAUACUCGGGGGACAAGAAGACAAGAUGGCACGUCGAUUCUUUGCCGCGCUCGCCCUCGCGCACAGCGCCACUGCUCUACUUGAAGGCUUUGUAGAUGUAUUGGUGCAAGUGGACGAGGUUCGGGUUCCCGCCGAUCUUUUUGCGGGUGUAUUGCAGGCGGCCGGGAGCGACGAUGGCUACGAGGCCUGCGAAACCGCCAACGCUGCGAUCGGCUACUGCUACGAGGGCGGUUAUCUCGAGCGCACCGUCCCGGUCGCGGUCGGGAACAGCUGCUUAUGCUGUGACGGUCCCACUGGCAUUUCCGCAGCAUACUCAAGCUGCGCAACCUACGCGUCGAACGAGGCGCCGGAUGCUACCAGCGUGUACCGAGCUGUCUCUCAAAUCUACAGUAUUUGCGCAAACAGUGUUGACUGCGGCGCCACGGCAACCUCGCGCAGAGCGCCCACGCGCACAGCAUCGGGCGGAGGUGGGAGCUCCAUUACCCUUCCUCCAGUAUGCUCGUCGAUGCUCGAUAUCUACUCCUCUUGCUCGGAGAAACUGGAUGUCCAAACCGCUGGGCCUAGAGAUGCGGCUGAAUGCUUUUGCCCCGAGUCGGCAGGCACUGUAAACACAGUGUUCCAGGACUAUGCGAGCUCCUGUGCCCCCUUUGUUCGGAGUUCAUUUCCUGGGGAUUACUCCAGUAAGUCCAACCCUGCCAUAUUUUUGCGUGUGUGCUUGGAGGAGUAUGGGUUCUUACUCUCCACCUAGUCAUCAGGCAACUCGCGACGUAUUGUGACCAGUAUCCGCCUCUCAGCACCGAGGCACUGCUCUUUACGACGGCGGGGACUCGCACCGGGCUUGACUUUGCCCGUCCCUCAACGACUUCCCCGCCAGGUGGUGCCGAUGAUAACGGCGAAAACAACAAUGACGAUGACGAGAUUUCUGAGGGUUCCGAAUCGACCUCGAUUUCAUCCGGGCUUGCCGCUCCGGGGUUGGCGGUGCCCGGUGUUAUUGCCUGGUUCGCUAACCUGGCCA